UCAUUUCGGCUGCUUUCUUCGCCUCACCAAAGAUACAUUUCAACGGCCGCCGUGCCGACGCGAAGUCACAAGCCGAUAAACUCCUCCGUCCAUAGUCUAAAUCUGGCGAGAUGGGGGGCGCGCAGCUGUGCGAUACGGCCAUUGCGCGGCAGACCGUUUCCGACGCCAUAGCGGCGAUACGGCAGAGGAUGACGAAACGCGAUGCUACUAGCAGCGAGUUCAAAUUGAAAAGCGGCUCUCCCGGGAGCUGUCAGACUCCAUUCUUGCAACCACAGAAUGACGGGCUGACGAUCUGGGCGAUCGAGAAGGCCAUCGAGCGACAAGUGCACGAUAUUAUGCUCCAAAAGCGGCUCGCGCCGGAGACGAGCCAUCGCACGCAUGCCGUUGCGAAACAGGCAUCUUCGUUUCUUGCGACAUCUUCGUCGCGUUGUGACGGGCUCCCACCGUCGCACGCGGCGAAUGUAUUUCCGUCGUCGUCCGCGGUUCCGGUGGUGGGCGAGUCGCAAGGCGACGAGGAGGGCGAGAGCGGCGGCGGUUCCGAUGUCGCAAGACACAUUCCCACGUCCUACUACUACCCCCCCUCCGAGACGCCGAUGGCGCCAAUGGCGCCGCCGGGUAACGGAUCGAACCAUCGCGACGAUCAUGAUGACGCGAUGAUGAAUGGCGCCCGCGGAAAUCGCGAAAACGUUGAUGUGAAGCCCGGCCGGUACGCGGCGGCAGACGAGAACGGCGGUUCCGGCGGUAGCAGUGGCGUUUCGGAUGGGAGCGACACGGGCGGCUGUCGUGGAAGAACCGGCGGAACGCGCAUCAGCAACAGCUGCGACCCUUGGCGCGGCUCGUUGAAGAGUACCCCGAGGGGCGUACUCCCUGCGAAGUCUGUUCUGGGAGUCGGAACAUCAUGCGAAUCGUCAUGUCGUCACGUCUUUUCUCCCAGCAUCGCCGCGGCGGACCCUUGCGCUACCGACUUUCCUGUGAUGCUGGGGCGACAUUUACCGCCACCGGCGGGAAAAGGACCGUUCGUGUCGGACAGGGUGUCUCCUUUUGUUUCCCCACCCACCCACUUCCUCGUCGCCGCUCCUGCUCGUGCCGCGGGCGGUGCUCCUUUCGCCGCCGCAUUCGCUGCUACAGAGCAGCGGGAGGCUCGGCACGAACAGCGGGAGGUGCGGCACGACGAGCAGCAGUGGGCGGUGGGGAAGCGAAAGCGGGGCGACGAGGAGACGGUGUGGAAGCCAAGCGGCGAUGCUAUGACGUGCCAUGAGUGGCCGGCGAGGAGACGGCGGCCGGUCGAGUUGACGGAAUCAAAAAAUGCGUCCCAUCAUGGUGGCGGCGGUCAGCUGAGGCAGUGGCAGCAGCUGUUCGACGAGCAGCAGCCGCCGCAGCAGGCGCAGCAGCCGGAGCAGCCGCAGCAGCCGCAUCAGCAGCCUUGGUACUCCACACCGCGUCUGCAGGCGGCGCGUCCUCACACGACGCCCCAGUCGUUUAUCCCCCACGCCGAACCGCUCCCCUCCGUAUUUCACGCCGACCCCGCCAUCGCUGCUGCGCCGUCCCGCGCGCUUGUGGCCGAGGAAUCAAGCGCAAAUGCGCGCUCUCCGGAACGCGCAGGUACGGGCGGAACAGCGGCGGAAUACGCUGCAGGGAUGUCCGGCGCAGGCGGAACGCGCGAGGGGGUUGACAGCGCCGCGGAAGGGAACACGGCGGCUGGCGCGGUGCUACUGGAGAGUGCAUGGGUUGGUGGACCUGGCGGAAUCACGGGUGGCGGAAUCACGGGUUGCGGAAUGACUGGUGGCGGAAUCACGGGUGGCGGAAUCACGGGUGGCGGAGUCACGGGUGGCGGAAUGACGAGUGGCGGAACGACGGCUGGCGGAACGACAGGUGGCGGAUUGACGGGUGGCGGAAGAACGGGUGGCGGCACGAUGGGUGGCGGAGUGACAGGGGAACGUGAAUACAACUUCCAGGAGCCGCAGCAGGGGACGCAACUGCUGCGCAGAUUCCACGUGGAGGGGUCGGAUGGGGAUGCAAGCGACGCAGCAGCACCAGCAGCAACACCAGCAGCACCAGCGGAACCAGCAGCAGCAGAUGUUCCGCUUUCUUGUCUGCCUCCCCCGGUCGCACUCCCUGCUGCUGCCUUCCUGCCGAUUUUUGAGGCGCCUCAAAAAACACUCCCUGCUGCUGCCUUCCUGCCCCUGCCCUGGCAGCACCUGCUUCCCCAGCCCUCCUCUACCCAGACCCUAUCCCAGCCCCCUCCCCUGCCCCAACCUUCCGCCACCCAGACCCCAACCCAGGCCCCCCUCCCUUCUUCUCUGCACCCCCCCGCCUCUCCCUUUACCCAUCCACCGAGGCCCGCCGCCGUACUCCCAUCGAACCACGAGCUCCCUUUCACCACUGCACUGCCCGCCGCCACCGCUACUGCUGCUGCUCCCCCUGCCACUGCCUUCGGAACUGCCGGUGAUAGUAUCGCCAUGCAGGGAGUGGGUGCGGCUGGUGCUGGUGCCGAGGGGCAGGUGAACAGAGCGAGCGGCAGCAACGCUCUCAGGGGCAGCCCUGUGCUUGCAGCUGCAGGCGCUGGUGUGCCGGCAGUGGGCGCAGGCGGGGAAGGGAGCAGCGUUGGGGGGCAUGGGGCGGAGGGCGGCAAGGGGACGAUGGGCGAUGGGGAUGAUGAUGCGGCCGAUGAUCGCAAGCAGAGAAGGAUGGUGUCGAAUCGCGAGUCCGCCAAGCGCAGUCGGCAUCGCAGGCAGCAGCUGCUGGAGAAACUGGAAAUGGAUGCUGCGAAGCUGAGGGUGGAACAUAGUUCGCUGUCGAGGAGGGUGGCGGAAGCAUCAGGGAGAGUUGCGGAGCUGCAUCAGCAGCAAAAGAGGUUGCAGCAGCAGAAGGACGCAGUGCUGGCCGAGUUGAGAAAAUACCGUGUGCAUGAGAAUAAACAACAUGUGGAGGUGGAGACUUGAUGUACAAAUUGACCACCACCACUCAACAGAGAUAAAUGUGGCUUCUUAUAUUAUCAUAUACUACUAGUUGACUUUUGAAUUAUGAACUACAAUCGUAAGUUGAUA
This is a messenger RNA of Closterium sp. NIES-67, 3047 nucleotides long. NCBI's taxonomy places the organism in Eukaryota, Viridiplantae, Streptophyta, Zygnematophyceae, Desmidiales, Closteriaceae. The record is from the annotation of a GenBank genome assembly.